AUGACCCCGGACACCGCUGUCCUUACCACUGGCUCAUCGGUUCAGGCAUCACCAGAGCCCUUGCCUGCCUUGGAUGAAGAUCUGUGCCCUCCUCCUUUCCAAUUGCCGGAGUCCAUUAUUACCCGGGAGACGAGCCUAAACUCACAAGGACAGAGUGUGACGAGCAAUCCAAAUGUGAUCCCUGAGACCCCCGGAGUGAGCACCAGUCUUCCAAAAACCACUAGCCUGAUCCGCAGAAUUUCUAGCCGGGCAUCAAGAACCAUCACAAACAGGAGGAGACAAUCGUCCGCGACUCCCCAUAGUCGCGAUACGAGCGUUGGGCCUUGCUUGCUAAGGCGACGCAGUGAUAGCAAUACAACGGCUCCUCCCGAUUUCCCCGUUGGCGCAAUUGAUUCCGAAUCUGACGCCGAUGAGCGGGAUGAUCUCCCUUCUUUAAGAAUCGCCCUAGGCCAUGACGGAGCCAUUCGAAGCCCUCAUACUCCGAGCACCCCUGCUUCAAUCGCAUGUAGUUCAACAACCAGUCUGGCUGGACCAGUGAUUCCCCUUGAGUUACAGCGAGGAACAUGGGUGACAAAGGUCUCCAAAAAGAGUCGCCCAAAGCGGGUCUGCCUCGUUUUUGAUGCGGAUUCAAGCCGUCUCCUCUGGGACAAGAAGCGUCCAAACAAGUUCGUGCAUCUGGAUGAAAUCAUGGCUGUACGCAGUGGCUCGGAUGUUCAGCAGUACGGUCUUGAUCUCAACAUGUCGGGCGUUUCGAAUUUGUUCACUGUUAUCUAUUCUGCGCCAAAGAGAGAGAACAAAAUCAUGCAUCUCAUCACCGAGAGCCCAGAAACCUGUAAUGUCUGGACAGCCUUCCUGGACGCUAUGCUCAAGCACCGCCAAGAGCUGAUGAUCUCGCUCAUGUCCUUCGAUGACAAUGCAAUCGCCCAGUACUGGCAGUCAGAGAUGUCAAGGCAGUUUGGAGAGCAACCACGCUCAGGCGAGGACGAAGAACUGGAUAUCGCCGCAGUGAAGAGGGUUUGUCAGAAGUUGCAUAUUCACAGCUCGUCGUUGAUAGUGGAGAGAAACUUCCACCUCUCUGAUGCUAGACAACGCGGCCGGCUGAACUUUGCCGAGUUUCUGACCUUUGUUCGCAGAAUCAAUCAAAGACCAGACGUCCAACGCAUCGUCCGCAGCAUUGCGAGGGAUCCCGAGCUCGGAAUUACACUGGAGGAAUUCCUUCGCUUUGUGCAGGAUGUCCAAGGGGAGGAUAUCAGCUCUAAUCGUCUCUUGUGGGAGAAGAAGUUUGCGCUUCUCUCACGGAGACCCAAGGGCGAAUCGGGCCCAAAGCCGGAAAAGCCAGAAGUUCAGCGUAUGUCUGAGGCGGCAUUCGUUGGGUUCCUAACUUCGAAGCAAAACAGCCCUCUUCUGGAGGAGCCGCAGCUAUUUACUCUGGAUCGACCAAUGAAUGAAUAUUUCAUCUCGAGUUCGCACAACACCUACCUGCUUGGCCGCCAAGUCAAGGGCCGAUCCAGUGUAGAGGGCUACAUAGCCGCCCUUGUACAAGGAUGUCGGUGUGUUGAGGUUGACUGUUGGGAUGGCCCGGAUGGGCAGCCACAGGUGGUGCACGGACGAACCCUCACAACUGCCAUCAGCUUCAGGGAGGUUAUGACAACCAUCAGCAAAUAUGCCUUUGUUAAGACGCUCUUCCCGCUGUGGAUUUCACUGGAAGUUCACUGCAACCCGACCCAGCAAGCCAUCAUGGCGGAGAUUAUUAAGGAAUCAUUUGGAUCACGUCUGGUGACAGAGCCACUGGAUCCUGAAUCAGACAAGUUGCCCUCUCCAUCCCAGUUGAUGGAACGUAUUCUCAUCAAGGUCAAGAAGCCCCGACCGCGCGAGGAGCCUGUAGAUACAGAACCUCGUGGUCGCAGAAGAGGCAACAGUCUUAACUCAACUCUGAACUCGCCUCGAUCCCGUUCCAUAUUCGGCGAUAGCUCUGGAUUCAGCCCCUCUCAAUCACUGCCACAGAGCCCGCUGCUCACCCCUAGCCACUCAUCUCGUCGACUAGUGAACAAAGCUCGUGUGAAUACCAUUACCGAGGGCGAGGUCCCAGUCGAGCUACUGAAUAGUAGCAAUAGCGACAACGAGAGUGGUAGUGAAGCCGGCUCUACGGCACACUCCUCGAACAGCACUGUUCGGGUGCUGGGAGAAUUGGGCGUUUACUGUGCCGGAGUCAAGUUCCAAGGAUUCGACAUGCCUGACGCAAAGAAUUAUAACCACAUCUUUUCCUUCAUGGAGUCUAGCUUCGCAAAGAACUCACGCGAGGAUAAAAUGGCGCUCGACUUGCACAACAUGCGAUACCUAAUGCGAGUAUAUCCAGACGGGAUCAGACUUGGAUCAAGCAACUUCGAUCCGUUGAUUUACUGGAGACGGGGAGUACAGAUGGUUGCUCUGAAUUGGCAGACGAACGACAUUGGGAUGCAGCUUAAUCGUGCCAUGUUUGAAGGAGGCACAGACUCGUCAGGUUACGUCCUCAAGCCAAAGGAGCUCCGCGAUAUUCAGGUUCUGCCAUUCAACCUGGAUAUUGCCGAAGGGAAAAAAGAGCGAUCUGUGGUCUCAUUCAACAUCGAUGUUCUAUCAGCACAGCAGCUGAUGCGUCCUGCAAACCUCGCGUCGAACAAGGCAAUGAAUCCAUACAUCGAGAUAGAGGUAUUUGAUGGACGAGCUUUCGGGCGCAAGUCGGAAUCCAGGCUUAGCAACAUGCUCUCCACACCACUUAAAGUUCAAACUGAGGUCGUUCGCGAGAAUGGUUUCAACCCUAUGUUCAACAAUGGGCAAUUCCCAUUCAGGGUGGUUACUAAACACCCAGAGUUUGUCUUUGUUAAGUUCACCGUGAAACUUUCCGCCAACGGCGAGAGCCACAGCAACAAGGACAACGGUGUUGCCUCAUGGACAGUCAAGGUAUGCAAUCUUCGCCAGGGAUACCGCACCCUGCCGCUCGAGAAUGGCGAGGGUGUUCAGUAUCUCUUCUCCUCGCUGUUCUGUAAGAUUCGAGUUGAUCCAAUACAAAAAACAUAUGUUGAGGAUCUCCCUGCCGUCAGCGAAGGUGGCAAAUUCAAGAGCCUGGGCGGCAAGAUGUUCAAUCGCAUCAAUACCAGUCCCAGAAGCACUAUCGACAAGUCGACUGCGGAAAAAUCCAGCUUUGACAGCUAG
Molecule: messenger RNA, 3189 nt
Organism: Clonostachys byssicola
Lineage: Eukaryota; Fungi; Ascomycota; Sordariomycetes; Hypocreales; Bionectriaceae
Source: the annotation of a GenBank genome assembly